GAGUGAGUGAAUGUGUGUAUGAGGCAUAGUGUGUCAGAAAGACGGAAGAGGGACUGUGUCAGAAAUAGGGAGAAAGUACAGAGUUCUGAGGAGAGAGUUCUGUAUCCUUUGAUAAAAUAUUAGAUAAAAAGGGGAGGAAGAACCAAGUCAAGAAGGAGCAAGUUAAUAGGUCUACCUCAUCAGGCUCUACACACAUAAAUACACCCAGGGUCAGGAUGAGGUUUGAGGAGAUCCUGGAUGAUGUGGGUGGCUUUUCCAAAUUCCAGUUUCUGGUUUUGCACUUGCUCUGCCUGCCUAGGGUCAUCCUUCCUCUCCAUUUCCUCCUCCACAACUUCAUUUCGGCAGUGCCACCCCACCACUGUGACCUGGGCGAAUCCAGCCAUGGGGAAGAAGGGUUGUCCAUGUCUUUGGCCGAUCCAGAGACACUCAGCUCCUGCAGGGUGUUUGCUUCCCAGACGGACCUCGGUCAUUCCAACCACACCAACGUGACCGUGCAGGUGCCAUGCCAGAAUGGCUGGGUGUAUGACCACUCGCAGUUCAGCUCUACCACUGCUACGCAGUGGGAUUUGGUUUGUGACAACAAGAAGUUAAACAAUGGUCUUGCCACCCUAUUUUUUGUUGGAGUAACAAUCGGUGCAAUUCUUUUCGGACAACUCUCAGAUAAGUUUGGUCGUAAACCUAUGAUUUUGGUGUCCUUUGUAUCCAGUGCUCUAUUUGGGGCAAUAUCUGCCUUUUCUGUCUCUUAUGUCAUGUUUGCUGUGACAAGGACACUCUGUGGAGUGGCCCUAACUGGAAUGUCCAUCACUACACUUGCACUGAGCAUUGAGUGGACAGACAUUGAGCAUCGUACCUUCACUGGGACGAUCAUCAGCCUGGGUUGGAGUGUGGGAAACAUGCUGCUUGCACUUCUGGCUUAUUUCAUCAGAGAUUGGAGAUAUCUCAUGCUGGUGGUCACGUCCCCUUGCAUCGCUGCCAUUAUCUCCUGGUGGUGGAUACCAGAGUCUGCUAGAUGGCUGCUGGCUAAUGGCAAAGUGGACGACGCCAAGAAGUACCUGGUCCAGUGUGCUAAAAUGAAUGGAAAGUAUAAUUACACAUCUAAAUUGGAUACCGAGAGGCUGAGGAAAGUCACUGUUUCUGAAGUUGCCAGUAAGAACCAUUCCUACCUGGACCUGAUUAGGACACCAAAACUGAGGAAAAUUGCCAUUUGCUCAGGGAUAUUUUGGUUUGCUGUUGCCUUUACAUACUAUGGAAUUAGCUUCAAGAUCACCGGCUUUGGUCUUAACAUGUACCUCACACAUUUUGUUUAUGGUGCCAUUGAAGUACCAGCGAAAAUUGGGACAUAUUUUGUCAUAGAUCGUAUUGGCCGUAGAAAUGGGCAGGCGUGGUCUCUCAUCAUAACAGGAACACUAAUUGGUCUGAACACUGCAAUACCCACAGACUACGGUCUUGUUCGUACCUGUGUGGCAGUGGUGGGGAAGGGUUUUUCUGAAGCAGCCUUCACUACUGCUUUCCUUUACACCGCUGAGCUGUAUCCCACUGUCAUCAGACAAUGUGGAUUAGGCUACACUUCUUUCAUUGGCCGAUUGGGGGGGUCCCUGGCCCCCAUGGUUAUGCUGUUGGAGGACGUUUGGGUGCUCCUGCCCCCUAUCAUCUUCGCCAUCACAGCAGUCCUCAGUGGCAGCGUGGUCUUCCUGCUGCCUGAGACCCUCAACGUGAGGCUGCCGGAAAACAUCCUUGAUGUGGAGGAGGGAAGGCAUUUACACAUCACCAGAGAUGAAGCUAUGGGGUUGGAGUUGAACGAAAUUGACUCAAGACGACUCACAUCAUCACAAGAGGACAAGUAAUUGCAAAUUGUUAUUAAUAUGCAAAUAUUAAAAUCACAAAUGUAACGACAGCUUUCAAAAAAAAUAUCUAUCAUAGUAAUGGGAUUAGAACCAUUAACCAAAUGUGGCCAAAUGUGGCCAGAACAUAACUAUAGCCAUAACCUUCCACUUGCCAUGUUAAUGUGUAGUUUGAAAUGCAUAUGUUGUGCAUUUAUAUUGUGGAUUUAACCAUCUUUUAUCGUAUUUAUCACUAGCAUGUAGCCUACCCUUUAAUGUACUUAAACUAUCCAUUAUACAAUUAAUUAAUUAUGUGAUAUCUAAAUAACUGAGUGUAAUUUUGAGUGAGGAGCACCAUUGUUAGUGGAGUGAGGUAGAAUGUAUUCUAUUAUUCAUUUAGGAGGUGUUAUAAAGUGCCUCAAUAAUUUCAGUAUAAUUUGGGAAUGAUACAUCAUGAUUCAAUGAGUUGUUACCAAGUUUAAAUGAUUAAACUCAGUAUAUAAACCGCCACACUAUGGAAUAUGGAACAA
Osmerus eperlanus (European smelt) is the source of this 2350-nucleotide messenger RNA. RefSeq names its product solute carrier family 22 member 7a (gene slc22a7a). The transcript has 10 exons. Gene Ontology annotation, molecular function: transmembrane transporter activity. Gene Ontology annotation, biological process: transmembrane transport. NCBI's taxonomy places the organism in Eukaryota, Metazoa, Chordata, Actinopteri, Osmeriformes, Osmeridae. Bases 216 to 1844 code for a protein of 542 amino acids. The record is from RefSeq and is a predicted model, not a curated record. Gene Ontology annotation, cellular component: membrane.